AUGGAAACACUUUCGAUAAGCUAUCAGCGACUAUUCGAAGCGCUUGAUCCGAUGAGUAUUCGGAGUCUAUUAGCUCUAGCGCCCCCAUCCGAAAGUCACCACCCAAACCUAACGCCUCCCCUCUGCGAACAACCAAAACCGCAACACUCCUACAUUGGGCUGAUUGCAAUGGCAAUCCUCUCAUCCCCGGAGCGAAAAAUGAUCCUCUCCGAGGUCUAUGAUUGGAUUGUCCUGCACUAUCCAUAUUUCCGAACCCGCGGAAGUGGAUGGCGCAACUCCAUCCGUCACAACCUCUCCCUAAAUGACUGCUUUAUCAAAGCUGGCCGGGCGGCAAAUGGGAAGGGCCACUACUGGGCCAUCCAUCCGGCAAACCUGCGCGACUUUGAGCGCGGAGAUUUUCGGCGGCGUAGGGCGCAGCGCAAGGUUCGUCGCCAUAUGGGUCUUUCGGUGCCAGAGGGGGAAUCUUCAGAUGAGAGCCCAAGCGCGUCUCCGAGGUUGUUCCCAUUGGUUGCCAGUAAUCCGUUGAGUUACGCAAGCCCAAUCUUCGGCUUCACCGUCCCCUACCCGGUCCAAUUCGACCUCCAAAAAGGCACGAACGAAGAGUCGCCUCUCCAACGGCCACCAGUACUUCCAAAAAGUUUCACGAUUGACGCGAUCCUGAAUUCA
Molecule: messenger RNA, 666 nt
Organism: Mesorhabditis spiculigera
Lineage: Eukaryota; Metazoa; Nematoda; Chromadorea; Rhabditida; Rhabditidae
Source: the annotation of a GenBank genome assembly